This is a messenger RNA of Conger conger (European conger), 3554 nucleotides long. RefSeq names its product solute carrier family 35 member F5-like. Gene Ontology annotation, biological process: regulation of peptide transport. Gene Ontology annotation, cellular component: membrane. Bases 332 to 1783 code for a protein of 483 amino acids. The transcript has 17 exons. NCBI's taxonomy places the organism in Eukaryota, Metazoa, Chordata, Actinopteri, Anguilliformes, Congridae. The record is from RefSeq and is a predicted model, not a curated record.
AAAGCAGAAGGCGAGAGAAUGUUUACAAGGUAGCUAGCUAGUCAACAAAUGUCAAAAUAUGUUUCUUUUGAACACACAGAUACCAUUGUACUGAAGAAGUGGCGUCCUCUUAUAUUAAAGAGUGGUGCGCACACCAGCGUUUAGCUGAAUGUGAUGCUCCUGUGCUCAGUAAACUGGCUCUACUGGACCGUACUGGGAGAACUGGCUGAGCCUGGAAAGAACGCGACUUCAGGGCCCAGCCCAGAGACCACACAGCACAAAUCCAGCCCAGUGGAGCUGACAAGACCAAGAAAGUGAAAAGGUGAACCUUCUGUCAAAGCCCUACAGGGUGAUGGAGUGGGUGUUUGUGAUGAACAGGAUGAGUUCUCAGAGCAGUUCUCUGGCCCAGCGACGGCGUAUGGCUCUGGGGGUGCUCAUCCUCCUGCUGGUGGACAUCAUCUGGGUGGCCUCUUCAGAGCUCACCUCGUACAUCUUCAAGCGCCAGGACUACAAUAAGCCAUUCUUCAGCACCUUUGCCAAAACGUCCAUGUUCGUGCUCUACCUGCUGGGUUUCCUGGUCUGGAGGCCCUGGAGGCAGAUGUGCACCAGGAGGCUUCGAGGCCGACACGCUGCUUUCUUUGCAGAUGCUGAGGCAUACUUUACUGCCUGCACUACAGACAACAGUCUGAACAACUCUUUAAGUGAGCCCCUCUAUGUCCCUGUGAAGUUUCAGGAUGUGCCGCCUGAACAGUUCCAGAAUGCCAAUGGAGACUGUCACACAUCCCCUAAAAAGCACCGGGUUCGGUUCAGCAACAUCAUGGAGGUUCGGCAGCUGCCUUCCACUCAGGCCCUGGAGGCCAAGCUAUCCCGCAUGGCCUACCCGGUGGCCAAGGACCACGAGUCCAUGCUGAAGACCGUGGGCAAGCUGACCGUGACCGAAGUGGCCAAAAUCAGUUUCUUCUUCUGCUUUGUGUGGUUCCUGGCCAAUCUCUCCUACCAGGAAGCUCUGUCUGAUACACAAGUUGCCAUCGUGAACAUUUUAUCCUCUACUUCGGGCCUCUUCACCCUUAUUCUGGCUGCCGUAUUUCCAAGCAAUAGCAGUGACCGGUUCACUCUGUCCAAACUUUUAGCCGUGGUUCUGAGCAUGGGGGGCGUGGCUCUGGUGAGUCUCUCGGGCUCGGAUGACCCAGACGACAAAGGCGCUCUAGGUUCUUUCUGGGCGUUGGCUGGAGCUGUCCUCUACGCCGUUUACAUCGUGAUGAUCAAACGGAAGGUGGAGCGCGAAGACAAGCUGGACAUCCCCAUGUUUUUUGGAUUCGUGGGCCUGUUCAACCUCCUGCUUCUCUGGCCCGGCUUCUUCCUGCUGCAUUACACCGGGUUCGAGGCCUUCGAGCUGCCCAGCAAGCUGGUGUGGAUGUACAUCAUCAUCAACGGCCUCAUCGGGACCGUGCUGUCCGAGUUUCUGUGGCUCUGGGGCUGCUUCCUCACGUCCUCGCUGAUUGGCACUCUCGCCCUGAGCCUGACCAUCCCCCUGUCCAUCAUCGCGGACAUGUGCAUGCAGAAGGCGCGCUUCUCCUGGCUGUUCUUCGCUGGAGCCAUCCCGGUCUUCCUGUCCUUCUUCAUCGCGGCGCUCCUGUGCCACUACAACAACUGGGACCCGGUGAUGGUGGGGCUGCGGAGGGUGUUCGCCUUCGUGUGCCGGAAACACCGAGCUCAAAGAUUGCCGGAGGACAGCGAGCAGUGCGAGAGCCUCAUUCCCCUGCACUCCGUCUCCCAGGACGACGGCGACAGCUGCUGCUCAUGAGCCAAUCACGGGCUUCCAGGGAGAGAGAAACGGAAGUGACCGUAGCACAAGGCAACGUGACAAUCUCCAAAGCAGCUGAACUGAACCCCAUAUUCCCAGUGCCUCUCUUUAUUUAUUUAUUAACAACUCUGUCUACAGCGUCCAGAGGUCUGACUGAUCCCUUUAAAAAGAUGUCGCUUGAGCCCAUCAAUAUGCUGGAUUUUUUUUGUCCUUUUUUUUGUUUGUUUGUCCGUUCGGUUUUAUAUGGUGUCUUAUUUUAUAAACGGUACAUGGGUCAUGGCGACCCGGUCUCCCAUGCGGUUCUGAAUGUAACGAAUAAGAACACAGUAGGCAAACCACUACAUAUUUGCAGAAAUUGCUGAGGCCCUGCGUUUGUUUUUGUUUGGGCGCGGUGGGGGGAAUGAUGGGGGGUUCUCUACGGAUAUCAGGGCCUGAGUAUGUGGCUUGUUGGCCAAUGCGUGAAGCAGAGCGAGAAAUCGCUGAAAGGAAGCUACAAGCGCAAAGUCUCGCUCUCCGGCUGUAAACAAUGCCAUAUCCUGAGGCUGUACAUAGUGUCAGAAAACAAAUAUGAAAGUGUUAUGUUAUUGUGAGAAACAAUCCAAUAUCGACGACUGUGAGCCUUCAAGACUAUUCCACCGAGACCCGCCGAUAGUAAUGGGUGACUAACGCUCUGUGACUUUACACCGUGAAAGAUUGAAACCUGCGUCGAGACCAAGGUCUGCUCCGCAGACCGGCGUGUGUAUUGCUGUUGUGAAAUCCUCUUCAGGUUUCAGCAGAGUGAAGGAAAGAUCACUCACGACAUCAGAGCAAAUCAGCAAGCCAUUUUCAGAGGAUGAGAAAAGUGCAUACACUUGCGUUGUACUCUUAUAGGCAUUCUCCUGCAGCAUUUUAAAAAGGGUGAAAUUCAUUUUUUUCCCAAAAAGAACCCUUGUAUCCUCAUCAUCUGUAAUGCAGAUUAUCUUCCACUUCAUACGGUCUCAUUCCUCAGCCAGUUUAACAUGAUUCAGUGAAUCCCAGAAUGUUAAUGUUGAAGACAUCAAAUAUGAUUACCGACAUGUGCUUUCUAUAACUAGCUCUAACUAUCUUCAUUCAUAUUAAAUGUUGCCAUACAGGACACUAUACUUGGUACAAUUUAUCCAAGUGUGCUCAUUACUGUUUAGAACUAUGUAGAAGUAGUAUUAAUGCACAUUUUAGGAAUAUCACUGACUCAGUCAAGCCCAAAUUCAAAUGCAGAACAUGGUGUGAAACUGACCAGUGUCCAAUUAAAAAUUGUGCAAACUGCAUCUACUGCAUUGUGGCUUCAUGCAAGUUGUGACAAUGGUUUGCUCAUAUCAGUUUAAAAGAUUCACACAAAAUAUUGCUUUGUUUUUAAUAUUUCAAAAUGUACGGUCGCAUAAAUCCCACUUAAUUGUAAAAUACUGGAAGCAAAAUGUAUAAAGUGUAUAAUUGGCCACAAGUUGUGUUUUGUUUUGUAUGAAUGUUAAACCUGUUUGAAACAUACUGUGUUCCUCUCUCGAUGGUGCUUCAGUGUCUGUGCAAGGUUUAAAGAAUGACUUUGAGGUCUCAGGUACUCUGGGGGAGAGCAGUAUGAUUUUUAUGAUUUGUUUUUUUUAUUGUUUUUUUUUUUUGUUGCUUUAUCUAAUCACAGCCUUUCUAUUGUUUUGUAUACAUAUUUGUAAGUGUACAAUGAUCUCCUUUUAAAGAUGAGUAUGGCUUUGUAAAAGCUCUCGUUUUGUAGUCAUAGCCACAAUAAAUGCGAAAAGGAAAUUUU